GCUGUCGCAAUUACCACCGCACUGCCCGGCGCCUUCCUCAUCUUUGUCAGACAUCAUCCCGGCUCCUGGGCUGCAAGACACCAGACAAAGAUUGCAAACGCAUUGCAUGUAUUUGCAGUCGUCACCGCUGCAGGACAGAAAAUCUCGAUCCAGGACUUGUUGGUCACAGCCUUAGUCAUGGUCUCGUUUGAGGCAUUGCAACGAACAUUGUACCAUGAUUCGGGGCAAUCUUCGUCAGCGGCUGAAACCCUGCUGUCACACACCGUAGCCGACUCGGAUAUCGCGGUUCCUUCCAAGCCCCGUAACGCAACCGAUAAAGAUGCCCAGGUAGACGGCGACCCGAGUCCUCCACUUGGCGAGAGAGAGGACGAGAUCGCGCGACUCCAGAAGACGCUCACCGAAGCCAAGACGACCCAGAAAGUCCAGGACCACGAUCUCAGGCGCACUCAAUCAGAGCUGCACAAUGCCCGCGAGACGCUCGACGAGACGUUCGCAGAGUACACCAGCCUGCGGGAUGAGAUGAAGACGAUGAAGCAAACCCUGGGCCGAGAUCACCAGGCCGUCAUCUAUCGCAAGGACAUUGAACUGUUUGCGCUGCGGAAGGCGAACGAACAGAAGGAGAAUUAUAUGAAGGAGCGCGAUUCGAAGCUGGAGGAAAUCUACAGGCAGCAAAAGGCCGCGCUGGAGCUCAAGGAUGCUCAAUUACGGAACCUGAAGGAGAGAAUCGCGUUUCUCGAGCGGCAAGCAAGCCCACAGCCCAACGGGGAAAUAAAGGUCGACUCCGCUGUUGAAGGUGAUGAGCAAGCCGCAGUACAAGUCAGACUGCUGCGCGUCAAAGGCAGGAGUUCUCUCGAAGUGGAGAGCGCGAUUCAAGAGAAGGAGGUAGAGAUCGCGAAGCUGAAGCUUGACCUUGCAAGUGCCGUCACCGCUGCCGAUGGUUUGGAAAAGACCCAAGACGAAUUGCGGAGGGCGUGGGAUGCCACGUACGAAGUCCAGUGCGCUCUAAACGAAGAGCGGAAACAGCAUGCCCAGACGCAGACUAAACUCCAAGAAGCUGCCAUCAGGCUGGACGAGUUCAAAAUGGGCAGCGCGAAGAACUCGCCGACGACCCGGCUACCCACCAUCGAGGAGCAAGACAAGAAGGAACUGGAGGCUAUGUUCAACACAGCACAGCAGGACAAUCUGCGCCUCUACUCAGACGUCGAAGCAUUGGAUAAGCGCGUCCGUGAAGCUAACGCGCGAGUCUUCACAGCGGAACAAGAGGCAGAGGCGUUGAGGGAGCAGCUGAGGCUUGAGAAGGCCAUCAAUGAUGAUAUGGGGACGGCUAGGCCCAGCAUCGUGCAUCGUGUGCAUUUCCAGAGGAUGGAGGGCCAGCUGAAGGAGAGUCGAGACGCGCUGGGAGCGAAGGAGGAGGAGAUCGAGCAGCUAAAGAAGAGCUCCGCCGAGAAAGACAGCCAUGUUGAAGGCUUGAAGAAAGACAACGACGCCGCCGCAACGACGCAAACCCAGCUUCAGGAGGAAAACGCGCGGCUUAAGCAGUCCAUCGCUCAGCUGGAGGUCACCAAAGAGCAGCUCAUGCUCGACCACGAACGCCUCGCACAGCACCGCGCGCGCCAGAGAAAUUCUUCCGCCGAACAACACCAUUCCGCGCGGUCGAGCGGCGCAACCCUCAUCACCGAGCCCAUUACUAUCACAAACAUGGAGGAGCCCAUGCCCGCGCGACCACUCUCCAUCGACCCCACAGAGUCCAGCAUCCGGGGCACGCCCGAGCGCCAUCUCCGCAGCGACAACACGAACCGCUUUAGUCUCAUCUCGAACGACGUCCCGCCGGCUGAGCUCCGCAGCUCGCGCAGGAAGAGCCUUACGCUCAAGGGGCUGAUGCGCAAGAUUACGCGGAGGGACGAUGAUGCCGACGAGGGCAAGAGCGCGAAAUCAGAGAGCAAAGAACGGGAGAAGGAAAAGGACAAGGAGCGACCGAAGACCGCUGCAUUAGCGCCCAAGGAUAAAAACGCGCUGAUGCGGCCGAAGACCGCUGCG
Trematosphaeria pertusa is the source of this 2037-nucleotide messenger RNA. RefSeq lists its product as uncharacterized. The annotation marks the transcript as partial. The transcript has a single exon. The record is from RefSeq and is a predicted model, not a curated record. NCBI's taxonomy places the organism in Eukaryota, Fungi, Ascomycota, Dothideomycetes, Pleosporales, Trematosphaeriaceae.